Caenorhabditis bovis is the source of this 3609-nucleotide messenger RNA. NCBI's taxonomy places the organism in Eukaryota, Metazoa, Nematoda, Chromadorea, Rhabditida, Rhabditidae. The record is from the annotation of a GenBank genome assembly.
AUGUCGACAGGGUUUACGCGGCAGAGGCCAAUAAUCACGGCUCGGCCUCCUUCAAUGGAGGCCAGUCGUCGACGCAUCGAGACCACAUUGGCGAUAGAGCGCAAUUGCAAUGCCAUCGACAUCGACGACAACGCCAUUAAGCGUGGAAAAUAUCCCAGAAGAAAACUUCUCGCCAUAGUCACAUUGGUAUUCUUUUUCGUGUAUGUUAUAACGAGGUCUUCGCAACCUUCAAGCUCCGAUACACUUGAAAGAAAGUGUAGCAUCGAGCGAUUGAAGUAUUGGAGCCAAGCAUUGACGGAAUUUGAUGCUGGGUCUGGAUCAAAUGCUGUUAAAUUUGUCGGAAAUGGUUUCAUUGGAGUAGACGCAAAUGGACAACUUAAAAUGAAAGAUCCAAAUACAACUCUUUUGGACUUCGAAACCGGAUUUUAUCCAACAAUAAUGAUUGGAGUCGAAUCGACUCCAUUGAUUGAUACUACCGUGUUAACCGACUUCAAAAGCGGUUCUCUAAAAACGAUAAAAUGCUUCACAAUUGAUGGUGAAUGUGCCUGCACAAUUUCAACAAUUUAUACUCAUCGAACACGACCAAACCUGUUCGUACAAACGAUUGAAGUAUCAAACCCAACGAGAUCAACUGUUCGAAUUACAUUGGAACGAUCUAAUUCUCCGAACUGGAUUUCGUCAAAAAUUGGUGAAGUGAGCACGUUUGAAAGGAAAAUUGGAAACGAUUCACACAUUGUGGUAUGCUCCGACGUUCCUGGAAAAAUUUCAGUCCCACAAAAACGGGAAGAGACGUUGCGGUUUGUAUGCGCAGUAAAUUCACAAGAUAGUCGAAAUAUUGGAGAGUUGAAGACUGAAACCUUGAAAAUAUUCUCUACUGCUCGCACAAUAAAAGAUUUGGAUCUGGAGCAUAUGAAUGGAUGGGAACAUCUCAACAGGGCAUUCUUCAGGGUAGCAACUUCAAAAGCGCCGAAUACUUUGAAUGGAGAUCGUAUUAAUGCGACUCGUUACAUUUUACAAAGUAAUAUUCGUGCUCUCACAAUUGAAAAAGGAAGUAAUCCGGAGAUAAUGAAGAAUUUGGAAGUUCUAGCUCGAAAAAGUGAACUAUGCUAUACUGGGCAUUCAAAUCUUUUUUAUCCUUCAAGACUUUGGCAAGAAUGGGACACUCCAAAUAAUAUCUCCAUGCUUGCUAAAUCAUGGAUGUUAACGUUCGAAAAGCGCGGAUGUCACAAUCUUAUCAAAACUGGAGCCGUUGGUGUAACCCAGGCAUUUGUUCAAUCGCUAUCAGCUUCAUCCUAUCAUGAUUCCCAUCUUGAAGUUGCGUUAGAUGCACACGAUCUUCACAGGGAAAUUUCAUUCGGUGGGAUUCCGGUGCACAGUGCAAUUGGAACAGUUGGUGCAAUCAACGUUGAUAUAAAAAUCGAUGAUGAAAAUAGGCCAUAUUUUAUUGUUACUUCAACCAACCAGCUUUACGCUUGUGAUGGCGGUUGCUUAGAUAGUCCAGUUAGCCUUGGAAAGAUACCAACAAAAAUUCCGGUCAAGGUGACAAAGCCAGUGACAAGCUUGUUGUAUAUUGCGACAAACCGAAAACAUUUGGAAAUCCUCAAAUCCGCCAUUCAUGUUUCUGAGGUUGGAUCAGCCCCAGCGCACGAGGAUGACGUCAUUGAGCUUCAUCGCUCUGGUGGCGCUUCAAGUGGAAUGCCAACGAUGUCGGCCGAACAAAGACGCUUCGAACUUGAGCGUAAAAAGCAGAAGCUGGCUGAGAUGCGUUCACAGCGUCAGAAGGCGCAUGAGCAUCGCACUCAAGAGCUUCUAAAAGCACCACUGGAAAACGGAAAUGCUGCACAACGGCAAACUUUAUCAUCGGAUCAAGUGGAAGAACUGUUACGAGAAGUCGGAAUCCAAUCAGAACCGAAUUUAAAACAAGAAGAAGCAAAAGAAAAUCAUCAGGAUAAUUUUGCGCAGCCACAAGCCCCCGCAGCACAUCAUCCUCGAAUUUCUUCAUUGAUGGUUGAUCUGGAGUUCUCGCCUGUUCAGACCUUCACCACCGACAACAAAGAACAGACAAUUUACUCAAAGGGAACUCAGACGGAUGAUGAGCGGAUUUCCGUUGGUGAAUUCAGCUUGGGAAGCCAAGAAUUCGAUUAUGAUGAUGAUAUGAUUAUGCCAAUGGAUCAUCAGUUCAGAGGUCGAACGCAUUCUCAUGAUCAAGAAUCUCCUCUACCUAUCAGUGAGGAAAUCGCUAAACUUCUUCCUGGAUAUCAGGCUCCAAAGCUUAGUGAGAAACAGCAAAGUGUGACUGAAGAGAAACCUCCUCAAGUCACUAUUUUGAGCGAAGAAGAAAGAGUUCGACUUACACUUGAUCCUGAUUUUUUGGAUAGUUUCCAACGAUCCGCCAAAGUAAUUGAGCGCGCUCUGAAUGAGGAAAUUGAUGUGACAAUAAAUUAUACAAAAGAUCCUUAUAUGAAGGAUGUCGCUUCGGAUGAUCUCCUUCAUUUGGCAAAAGUCUACUACGACGAGACCUGGACUGCCAAACGUUUGGUCACUGACAUGACAUUCUCCGAGAAUUAUCCCGAUCUUAUGGCCGUUUCUUACGGGGAGUGCGAUACUCCCAACAAACCACCAGGUGUUGUCGUUGUCUGGAAUACUAAAUCGAAACGGGUUACCGCUGAAUUCAUCGUCUACUGCCAGUCCGAGAUUCGCUCAGUUGCCUUCGCCAGAUUCCAUGCUCACUUAUUGCUCGCUGGAUGUGAAUCAGGACAAAUUUGUGUUUGGGACAAUAGAUUAACUAGCCGAAAGCUUCCAAUUAAUCGGAGUCCAUUAUCGACACAAGCGCACACACAACCGGUGUCGUGUCUCGCCGUCGUUGGAACGAGAAACGCCCAUAACUUUGUGUCGAUUAGUCGCGACGGAAAGAUCUGCAGCUGGAAUGUUGAUAAUCUAACACAGCCUGUCGACGGAAAAGAAUUGCUUACAAAAGAGGGAAAAGUGGCUUUCGCCACGAAAAUGUCAUUUCCGGUUAAUGAAAUGCAAACUUUUGUUGUUGGAACGGAUAGCGGAGAAAUCUUGCUGGCCUCGAGAAAUGGCGCCGAUCCGAAUGUCAUUAAAGCUGAUGAUGCGUAUAAAGGACACAGUGCUCCAUUAACUGGAAUCGAAUUUCAUCGUGCGUCUGGUGUUGUCGAUUUUUCGCAUCUUUUCAUUUCCUCUUCGAAUGAUUGGACUAUUAAACUCUGGAGCACCAAGGAUCCGUCAUUGAAGUUCUCAUUUGAAUCGCAUCCCGACCUUGUCCUUGAUGUCGCCUGGUCCCCAGUCCAUCCUGCGGUCUUCGCAUCAAUUGAUGCUGAUGGAAACUUGUUCGUUUGGAAUUUGAACGAAGACGUCGAAGGCCCGGUUGCGAGACUUCGGCCUGGAGAAGGGGAAUCUGCGUAUAUGAAUAAACUUGUUUGGUCGCCAGAUGGCAAGAGAGUGUGUGUUGGAGACGACGAUGGUCGCGUUUUGAUGUAUGAUGUAAGGGAAAGCAUGUAUGUUCUCAAGAGCGAAGAAUGGAAUCGAUUUGCUAGAGUGCUUUCGGACAUGAAGGAAUCAAACGAGGAGGCAGAAAAAUAUAACUAA